Molecule: messenger RNA, 1932 nt
Organism: Prunus armeniaca (apricot)
Lineage: Eukaryota; Viridiplantae; Streptophyta; Magnoliopsida; Rosales; Rosaceae
Source: the annotation of a GenBank genome assembly
AUGGAGUCUCUGAAAUUUACUAGUUUAAUCCCAUGCAAAGCAUCCGUAAAUCUGAUUCCAACUACUAAAUUUGUGAAUCAUGAGGUGAUUGGGCAAGUGGGUUUUGUUCCUCUGUGGAAAAGAAGUACAAGACCGGCUUUGAGGCUUAGAGCACAAGUUUCAGGUGGAAGUGGCGGUGCCCAAGACGGGGCUUCAGCACUUGAAGACCAGAGGGAGGAAAAAGGUGUUCUUUUGGGCGCCGAGACGGAUAGCUCUGGCUCUGUUAUUGGGUUUAACUUGAUUCCUUCCAAUGGUGAACUCAAAGUCCUUGACUCUCCUCCUGAAGAUGCAACGUCUGAUAGAGUGGACGAAACAGAGGACAUAGAUGGCAAAGAAAAAUCCAAAGCAAAAGUAACACGCAACAUUGUGUUUGUUACUGCUGAAGCUGCACCUUAUUCAAAGACAGGAGGCUUAGGAGAUGUUUGUGGUUCUUUGCCUAUUGUUCUAGCUGCACGUGGACACCGUGUUAUGGUUGUCUCUCCUAGAUAUCAAAAUGGUGCUGCUGCAGACAAGAAAUUUUCUGGUGCUCUUGAUUUGGAUACCCACAUCAAGAUCUAUUGUUUUGGAGGAGACCAAGAAGUUGCUUUCUUCCAUGAAUACAGGGAAGGUGUUGAUUGGGUAUUUGUGGACCACCCAUCAUUCCAUAGACCUGGAAAUCCAUAUGGAGAUAGUUUUGGUGCAUUUGGUGAUAAUCAGUUUCGGUUCACUUUACUUUGCCAUGCAGCAUGUGAAGCACCAUUGGUGCUUCCAUUGGGAGGAUACACCUAUGGGGAAAAAUGCCUAUUUAUGGUCAAUGACUGGCAUGCAGGCCUUGUGCCAUUACUUUUGGCUGCCAAGUAUCGUCCAUAUGGAGUUUAUAAGGAUGCCCGAAGUGUUGUUGUAAUUCAUAACCUUGCACAUCAGGGAGUGGAACCUGCAGUAACAUUCAAGAAUUUGGGGAUACCUCCAGAGUGGUAUGGAGCACUGGAAUGGGUGUUUCCAACAUGGGCAAGGACCCAUGCUCUUGACACAGGUGAAGCAGUGAACAUCCUAAAGGGUGCAAUUGUGACAUCUGAUCGGAUUCUGACAGUCAGCGAGGGAUAUUCCUGGGAAAUAACAACCGUUGAAGGCGGAUAUGGUCUAAAUGAGCUACUAAGCAGUAGAAAGAGUAUUCUCACUGGAAUCACAAAUGGCGUUGAUGUGGUUGAAUGGGACCCAUCUUCUGAUGUGCAUAUUGCUUCCCACUAUUCUGCUGAUGAUCUUUCCGGAAAGGUUCAAUGCAAGCUUGCUUUGCAGAAGGAAUUAGGUCUUCCCAUUAGGCCUGAUUGCCCAUUGAUUGGAUUCAUUGGGCGACUGGACUACCAGAAAGGCAUUGACCUGAUUCAGUCGGGAAUGCCACAGCUUAUGGAAGAUGAUGUGCAAUUUGUUAUGCUGGGGUCUGGGGACCCACUGUGUGAAGAUUGGAUGAGAGCAGCAGAAGCAACAUAUAAAGAUAAAUUCCGCGGUUGGGUUGGAUUUAAUGUCCCAGUUUCUCAUAGAAUAACUGCAGGCUGUGACAUACUCUUGAUGCCCUCAAGAUUCGAGCCCUGUGGACUAAAUCAGUUGUACGCAAUGAGAUAUGGAACUGUACCAGUGGUUCAUAGCACAGGAGGACUUAGAGAUACAGUAUUGAAUUUUAAUCCAUAUGCUCAAGGUGGCCAAGGCGACGGGACAGGGUGGACUUUCUCUCCACUGACAAAAGAGAGCAUGUUGGCGGCGCUAAGACUUGCAUGUAGGACUUUCACAGAGUAUAAGCCUUCUUGGGAGGGAUUGAUGAAAAGAUGUAUGGAGAGAGACUUCACAUGGGAAAGUGCUGCGGUUAAGUACGAGCAGGUCUUCGAAUGGGCAUUUAUCGACCCACCGUACGUUGGCUGA